Messenger RNA from Toxotes jaculatrix (banded archerfish), 5878 nucleotides. RefSeq names its product UDP-N-acetyl-alpha-D-galactosamine:polypeptide N-acetylgalactosaminyltransferase 2 (gene galnt2). The transcript has 16 exons. Bases 283 to 1962 code for a protein of 559 amino acids. The record is from RefSeq and is a predicted model, not a curated record. Gene Ontology annotation, cellular component: Golgi apparatus. NCBI's taxonomy places the organism in Eukaryota, Metazoa, Chordata, Actinopteri, Toxotidae.
CUCGCAGCCAGCCCCGGCCCUCCUCCAGGGCUGCGUGAGCCGGUGUUUGAUUGGAUUAGAGUCGGCUAGCCUUUGCCCUCUAACCUCGUUGAUGUUGGCUGGCUGCUUCCUGCUCCCUCCGCUGCCCCUGACCGACUGACGAAGCCUGCUGAAGCCGCACGGCGAAGCUCCCCGCACGGACACAGCCGACCGGGACGAGCCGCUACAGCCGCACCAGACCAGACCAGAGCCGAGCCGAGCCACGAUACACACAAGCAGGCGGGCGAAAAAAACGAGGCAGCCAUGCGGAGGAAAUCGAGGAUAUUGUUAUGUUUUGCGGUGCUGUGGGUGCUGGGGAUAGCCUACUACUUCUACUCGGGGACAGCGCUGAGUCGGAAGGAUGACUGGGGCUCCAGUGACUUGUCUAGUAGGAUCAAAGCUCACAGCUCUGAUGACAAGGCUCAUGGCGUGGAGACUCUGCCGCCAGGUAAAGUGCGCUGGCAGGACUUUGACCAGGAUCUAUAUGUGGGUGCCACGGUGGUCCGACCAGGUCAGGAUCCAUACGCCAGGAACAAGUUCAACCAGGUGGAGAGUGACAAACUGCGUAUGGACAGAGCCGUACCGGAUACAAGACAUGACCAUUGCAGACAUAAACAGUGGAAGUCAGACCUACCAGCCUCCAGCGUGGUCAUCACCUUCCACAAUGAAGCUCGCUCUGCUCUGCUGCGGACUGUGGUCAGUGUCUUGAAGAAAAGUCCUCCUCACUUGGUCAAAGAGAUCAUUCUUGUCGACGACUACAGCGAUAACCCGGAGGACGGAGCGUUGCUAGGGAAAAUUGAGAAAGUGCGUGUGUUGAGGAACGACCGCAGAGAAGGACUUAUGCGUUCACGGGUUCGUGGUGCAGACGCUGCCACAGCGCCAGUCCUCACCUUUUUGGAUUCUCACUGUGAAUGUAAUGACCACUGGCUAGAGCCGCUACUGGAGAGAGUAGCUGAGGAUAAGACCAGAGUAGUUUCUCCUAUUAUUGAUGUCAUCAAUAUGGACAACUUCCAGUAUGUAGGAGCCUCAGCUGAUCUGAAAGGAGGUUUUGACUGGAAUUUGGUGUUUAAAUGGGACUACAUGACUCCGGAGCAGAGACGGGCCAGACAAGGCAACCCUAUCGCACCCAUAAAGACUCCAAUGAUAGCAGGAGGUCUAUUUGUCAUGGACAAGGAAUACUUUGAGCAGCUGGGAAAGUAUGACAUGAUGAUGGAUGUAUGGGGAGGAGAAAACCUGGAGAUCUCAUUUCGUGUGUGGCAGUGCGGUGGCAGUCUGGAGAUCAUCCCCUGCAGUAGAGUUGGCCACGUCUUCAGAAAGCAGCAUCCAUACACCUUCCCCGGGGGCAGCGGGACUGUGUUUGCGAGGAACACAAGGAGAGCAGCAGAAGUGUGGAUGGAUGAGUAUAAAAACUUCUACUAUGCUGCCGUCCCCUCAGCGAGAAAUGUCCCCUACGGAAAUAUCCAGAGUCGCUUGGAGAUGAAGAAGAGAUUAGGAUGUAAGCCAUUUAAAUGGUACCUGGAGAAUGUCUACCCUGAACUCAGGGUCCCAGAUCAUCAGGACAUAGCGUUUGGAGCCUUGCAGCAGGGAGGAAACUGCCUGGACACCCUGGGUCAUUUUGCUGACGGGGUGGUGGGCGUCUAUGAAUGCCACAACGCUGGGGGAAACCAGGAAUGGGCCCUGACCAAGGAUAAAUCAGUUAAACACAUGGACCUGUGUCUGACUGUGGUGGACAGAACAGCCAGUUCCCUCAUCAAACUACAAGGCUGUCGAGAGAAUGACAGCAGACAGAAAUGGGAGCAGAUUGAGUCCAACUCGAAGCUUCGUCACGUGGGCAGUAACCUCUGCCUGGACAGCCGCAGUGCCAGGAUGGGUGGACUCACUGUGGAGGUCUGCAGCCCCAGCCUCAACCAGCAGUGGAAGUUCACCCUCAAUUUACAAUCAUAGGGGGCGCUACAGACCCCAGGUAGAGCUGAAUCUUGGACAGAGACACCAACAGACUCUGAGACGCGGGUAAGAAGAUGGACUCAAGGAGAAAGACAAACUCGAUGGAUAAAUGGAUGCUUUUUGCUCCUGCUCCUCCUCCUCAGAGGUGCAGCCAGUCAUGUCUACACCCCUCUCCCCCACCUCACCCCUCCCUCAUAACAAUGAGCCACACACCCCUGGGGGGAGGGGCUUGGAGACCAGACUGGAGUAAACAGGAAUCUGUGUUUGAUGGAUGGGUGGCGACAAUGAUGAUCAUGAUGAAGAUAAAAGCGAUGAAGAGGCUUUCCAUCCAAACUACAUACCUCAGUGUUUUUUCAUUGAUGGUUCCAGAGGUAAUUGAUGAGUGACUUCUUUUUGUUCUCUUAAUUUCUUCAAUGCUGGUGAAAUAGAACUCUUUGAAGUUUUUACUUUGUAAUUAUUUUAUUUUCUUAUUAAUAUUUUUUAUUUCCUGCUCUUAAUUCUCCAAGGGGGCUUUUUUUUUCUUGAAAGAAUCAGAUGUUGGAUGUUGGUGUUGUUACUCCUCUCCAGUGCUCUCUCGUUGGUUUUCCACACCGACCUGGAGCCCGUUAUGACAGACGGAGGCUUCAGGUUGUGGUUUCACUAAAGGUUUGGGUGUAGAGUGAUGUGAAGUGAGGAAAUGGACUCGAUUCCUUGAGCUUUUCCUCUCGUUGACUUUCAUUGGUUUACAGGAUCAACCGAAAAAAGAGAGACGAGGUGGAGAGAAGAAAGCGUUGUGUACUUCCUUGUUUUCUAUACAGUUUUUCCUACAGAUUGUGUCUUGGGGGAGGGGGAAGGGGCUCAGGGAGGAGCCUCUGUACUUUGGACGGGGCCUGACACCGAUUUGGCCCUGGAGAACAGUUCCUGAAACCGGGAAGUGUCCUGAAGCCCACCCUGAAGAUUUACUGUUUGUCUUCAUGCUGCAGCACUGGCUGCUACAGCAUCUUCACUUCUACACCGUUAAGUCUAAAUACGCAGAAAACAAAUCUCUUACCAGUCUUUUUUUGUUUACUUUUGUCAGAAAAAAAAUGGAACCAAAUAUCGAAUGGAUGUUUUGUGUUUCACGAAUACCAGAGGAGCAAUUAAAAGAUUUUUUUCUUUACAUACACUCGCUGCUCACUAAAUGCUCCACAUGGAGCGGUUCAGUUUAUAAAUCUUCUUUUUCCUGCACAGAUAAUUGUCUUUGCCUGUGUCUUUAUUGCCACUGUAGAAAGGUUACUGUCUAAUAAUCAUGCCUAGACUGGAUUUGAUUUUGCAGCUUCUUCUUUAGAGCUAACAGGUGUUUGUGCAUGGUGACAGUGACAUUUUUACACCAUGACGAGAUCCUCAUUGUUUCACAGAUUAACUCACAUUGACAUGAUUGAGAUGAGUGUUUAUUCAUUUUCAACACAACCCAUUAUGCACUGGUAUAGGAAACUCACCGGUGUCCAUAUGUGGCAAACUUGUAAGAGGACUAAUAAUGAAGGUCUGUGACAAAGUUUAGUUGUUUUUUGUUUUUUUUUAAUUUAUUGAGACCUCACAGAUCCCUCCGUUUUGUUGAUAAUGUGAAACCUUGCUUAUUCCAGCCUGAGAACAGAUGCCGUGCGGAAAGAAAAGAGGUGUCUGUUGUCAAACUGUAUGAAAUGUGCAUGCAUGUGUUCUUAAAAGCUCCUGCUAGCUGCAUGCAUCACCAGCAAGUUCCCACAGUUACACUCAGUCAGUAGUGUUUUGCAUCAACAUCUUUUUUUCCUCACUGUGGCUGUUAGAUGAACCAUCUGUUCAGGGGUUUGAUACUGCAAUAAAUAAGGUUUUACUGUUUGUCCUCACUCUGUUUCUCCUCUAGGUGGGCAGGUUUUUUUCACUUUUCUUGUUUGUUUUGGUGAGACACUUCAUUCAGUGCAACAAUAUUUCUUUGUCACCGAACAGCAUUGUGCCACUCAUUAAUUUCUUGUCACCUGAUUGUGUUACAGAUCACAUUUACAGCACAUAUGUCUAUUUACAAGCCCGUUGCCUGGUGCCUGUUGUGUAUCUUUUGUAACAUUAGUCUCCCCUGUGCUUCAUCUUCACUUCAUCUUCACUCCUGUGAUCUUCUGCACUGUUAGUCACUGAUGAGUAAUGAUGUUGGAUUUGGGAGAAAAUUAGUUUUGAUUAUAUUUGGAGCGACUCAUCUCUUGGCAGCUUCAAGGCAUCUGCAUGAUCACAGAGCAUUUAGGAAAGAUAUACUGUAAAACAGAAAUGGGCGAUAGAUAAUCACGUCUCCUAUUUCCUAGUUUUAUUCUAGAAAGAAGCUGCGACCUCAAGUGUGUUUUUUUUAAUGUGAAAUAUCCUCUCUGUUCUCAUUGUUACUCUCCCUCUCUCACACACACAUUCUCAUCCGUACUUGCUCCUUGGAUUUUUUUUUUUUUUUUUUCCCUCACUGGUUUUCCCCAAAACUGACAAAGACAGCUGGCUGUGUUUGCUGUGUUGUCUGAUAGUCUUAUCUCCUUUUCUUGUUUUCUGCUGUUUUGUGUCCUUUUUGUACCUGUUGUUUGCCUUGUCUUACAUGUUCAUCCAUCUGUAAACAGAGUGAGUGGAGUUGAGAAGGUCAGCUGAAACCGCAGCUGGUUGAAAAGCCUAUCCUGUGACUUGAUAGGUUGCUUCAUUGUGCUGCGAGGCACAGGCCCCGCGGGUAUGAAGCCAGAGUGAGACUCACCCAGAGGGGGAGCCGAGAUGUGAGGAAAGUUUUGUGUUGCCAUGGUGACCAGACUCAAGGGCCCAAAUCUGGUUUAGGGUUUCUGUUAGAUUUAAUGCUAAUUAAGAGAUGGAUUUACUGUUAAAGUUUUAAAUACUGGAAAAGGGUUUUUUUUUUGUUAAUCUGUUUGGAAAAUGUAAAAUAAUAUGAAACACAGUUUUGUCAUAAUUUUUUAAGAAUUCUGCAAUGCACAAGUAAUGUCUUUAUUCAUUUUUCUCAAAUGUGCAUCUGAGCAGUGUCUGCAUUCACAAUACAUGACACUAAAGGCAGGUUACAAUCGAAACUGAACAUUUCAGUGGAGCAAGUAUAGAAAGUGUUAGCCUCCUGAAUCGCAUUAUUUCCUGUACCACGCACACACAUACACACACACAGUCCUUUGAAGUGGCUGAAGCUCAUUUUUAAAAUGAAAACAGUGUUUAGUUUAGUUCGCAUGUGUUGUAGAAGAUUAAUUUUUGGCUGAUUCUGAAUUUGCAACCCAAACAGCUGUUUGAACCUGAUGGGUGUAAACCAUGAAGGUAAUUUAUAGGGCAGAUCCAAAGCCUGGGGUGUCCUGGCAUAAAUUUGACACAGGUAGAAUCAUUUUUUAACAGUUAUUCCUUUACUUUUCAUUUAUAUGUGUAAUGGUUAUGUCUCACAAAUGGGCUAGAUAUAAAGAUCCUACAGCCUUCUAAUUUGGUAUAAUUCUGACGUCCAACUAUGCGGCAUGAGCACAACAAUUCUCAAGUAUUAUUGUGUGUCAUCAAGUGUGGAUGCUCUUCACUGUGGGAUAAGUUACAGGCCUCAAACAAGGAGGUCUUAAUUUUCUAAUCCACUGUACUUGGUGGAGAGGGUUAUAUGCUGAUGUUUUAGUGGACUAUAGUGCCCUCUAUUGCCACUCUCCUUGUGAGUAGAGAACUAGGGGGAAAAAGGGACAGGAGCUAUUAAAUUUUUGAUGCAAAAUGCACAAACCAGAGAGUUUCAGGCUUUCUUUCACCUUUUCUGUCUUUAGUUCUUUCUUUUUCUAUGGAAUCUGUUAAUUCUGCCCUGCUAAUUUGGCUGUUAAGUGGAAAUGAGCCGAAUUACACCUCCGAACAGGCAUGAGAACCAUGCUGCAUACACCUGAGUGACCAUGGCAAUACUGUCUUCUUCGGUUCAGAUAUGUUGAUUAAAGCCUUUUCUUGUUAAACUGUU